UCAUCGUUCUGGGUUCCAUCUUCUUAUCGCCGACUUUUGAACCAUGUCGUAGCGUAUUAAAUCUUUAAUUUUACAUUAUUGUUAGCUAAUUUACUUAACUAGUGCUAGCACAAAGUUCCUAAGGUAGUGAUAUUAAACUUAAUUUUCAUAUUGUGAUUUUCCCAACGUUUGUUCGUUUAGAUCCAGAAAGAUAAGUAGCAUUGUUUUGGAUACCGAAAUAUCUGACUGAUACAAAAUGGUGCGUGGAAAGUCAUCGCGGAACGGUAACACCAAAAGAAACCGAACCAGCUUCCAGGAGGAGAAAAUCAAUGUCAAAAUUCGGGAACUGGACAUAUUGGCCGACAGCUCAUUGACUCGGCUGGAAUCGGAACUGACGGAUAUGAUGGACAGCCUUACCCAGUCGAUUCGAACCACCAUAAAUCGCAUACCGAAACGUAUACUACAGAUGCGGAUGUCCGAUCUGCGUUUGAUCGGGGUAAGCACGAUCGAAGAAUUGGAAAAAUUGGGGUUGGCCGAAACCGCACCCCUAGAUAUGAUGAACAGUUACCUUAGCCAAACAAGCCAAUUUUCCAAUAGUUUCGAUCCAACAGCACCACCAGAGAAAAACAAAGGCAAAAAGUGGUCCAAAACGGAUGAAGGCUACAGCACCGAGGAUAGCGCAAUAAGCAGCAUUCCUUCAGAAACCCUAUCACUUGCCCCUAAACAAACUCGUCCAUACGGUCCUUUAGCUUCGGCUAUAAAGAAUCGACGUCGCAGUAAAUCGCUGGUUUCGUCACACACAACGCCGGCCAAAAACCAGUCCACGCUGUUGGGAAUAAAGACCAAGAAAACCUUCGGCAAUGCGGCGCAAAGUUUGUUUAGUGAAAAUCUUCGUAGUUCUCGCUCCAAGCAUCGCACCCCCAACCCGGCCGCGACAGCCAGUCGCCUUCAAACGGUGAGCACUGAUCGUGGUCUCAGUAUGAUUACCCUCAAAGUUCAACCCAACACUCCGAUGGCCAUCAUGCGUCGGGCUCGCAUUGGCGAAAGUAUCUAUUCGGUUACGGGCAGCCCGGUCAUCACCAGCGUCAUGGCCGGAGACAUGGCAAACGUCAACAUUCCGAUUGCUGAUGGGUUCCUCUCGAUUCGUCCCACCGAGAUGGAAUGCGUGGACACAGCCAUGCUGAAGAAGAUCGACUCCGACACGCUGGAGCAUCUCAAGAAACUGCAGAUGAAUCUCAACAAAAUAAUGGAGGUUGCGGAGGCUCACAACUUUCAGAAGUUGUAGAAAUAUUGUGAUUCUUUCACACUUGUUGCUUAUACAAAAUAUGAUGAUUGCUCAAUUUUAAUUAGAUUUAUGAAAUUUUUGUAAAAAAAGACUGAAUGGUAAUAAACA
Messenger RNA from Uranotaenia lowii, 1372 nucleotides. Its product is annotated as borealin-like. Gene Ontology annotation, biological process: mitotic sister chromatid segregation. The record is from RefSeq and is a predicted model, not a curated record. The transcript is spliced from 4 exons. Gene Ontology annotation, cellular component: chromosome, centromeric region; spindle midzone; chromosome passenger complex. Bases 236 to 1264 code for a protein of 342 amino acids. Lineage: Eukaryota; Metazoa; Arthropoda; Insecta; Diptera; Culicidae.